UAUGAUUAAAUUACCGGAAAAGGCGCGGGUGGUUAUUUGACUUUUAACUAAAUUACGUCACAAAUGCUUGACAUCAUAAUUAAGCGAUUGCUUGCGUCACAAAAGAAUGACGUAAAGAUCAGAGAAACAAAGUAACCAAGCAUUUAUCAAUACUAUUUUGGAAUCUUGUCUUCUUUCGCAAACAUGCCUACAGCAAGCCAAGCAAUGAUAGUUAUGAACGGUGAAGGAGAGGAUCCAAGAAUUCCACGAAGGAGAUACAAUGGGGAGACAGGCGCAUUCUCUGUUGCAAAUUACGACAUGGAACUGGCGCUCCGAUUAAAGAACAUCGGAUUCUUAAAUCAAGGAAUUUCAGGUACCGGAUUUUCGGACCAAAUUCCAGGAAAAUUUACAAAGAUGAAAGGACUUUCCACAAAUAUGGGUACAUAUGAUCCAGUAAGAAAGGUAUAUCGAUGGGAGGUGUCUAAUGCACACACAGAAAGACGGCCGCAAAUGAGAAGUAGUGACACAAACACAACGGAAAAUAUUGUAUGGUUUCCGAAAAGAGAGAACAUGGAUAAACGUCAGGACUUUGCAGGAAAUAAAUUGCCAAAACUCGGUGGAAAGUCUGGUAGCACUCCAAAUGUAACAUUAGAGGAUUUGGGAUUUCGAAAAAGAAAAACUGUUCCAAAAACUCCUGCACAUCCUAAGAUUGGAACAUCUCUUGCAUCACUUGGAACAAAGUUCGUUCUGUCUCCUAAUGAACGCCACACAGUAACCAUAGAAAGUGUUUACGAAAAGCCCGAGCAAGAAACACGAGUUGGAGAUUCUAGCUUGGAAAACCCAGUGACAGAGACAACACCAAAAUCUCAAAAGCUUUCAUUACUGGAAGAUGUAAAACGGACAGUGAAAUACGACAGCCGAGUCCAACCUGCGAUGUACAUGCGCAAAAACCGUCCACCCCCAAAUCCGUUCGCCGUUUGUUUCAGCUUCCGGGAGAACGAUGAUUACACUCACAUCGAUGUCAGAGAUAUCCUGGAAACUCAGCUUGGGCUCAAAGUCCGCUCCGUACAGUAUGAUCCUUUGUCGAUCCGCUCAUCGGAUCCGGAUGUGGGAACAAGGUGGAUCGUUACGUACGCUACUCCGGCGGAGUGCGAGUUUGUAGCCAGCAAAGGAGUUGAAGUGAAUGGGGAUAAAAUAGCUAUAAAACUUCUAGAUGACGUCAUUAAUUGUGAAUGUGAGGCAUACGCUUUGUGGAGAGAGGAUGAGAGACAGAAAAGGAUUGCCGAGGGGAACCGAAUGAUUCGAAAAGAGAGAAAAAGAAAGAGGAGGCCAAAGGACUGAAUAAUUUCCAUACAUGCCUUAUUUCAAGAAAUGAUGUUUUUGGAUGAUUUUUUGAUAUACAAUUUUUAGCAAUUCUUUGUAAAACUGCCAAUAGUAAUUUAAAAUUGUGUACCUAUAUGCGAGUUACACAGGGGAGUAUAUAUAAAGUUAUAUACAUACAUUGAUAUUCUUUUGUGCUUUUCUUUUUGGUAUGAAUUUCCUUAUAUAUGCAAAUUUUACUUUACCCACAACGAUGAACAUAUCAGAAAGCAAUAUGAUUGGACACCAUAAAUUGAAGUCUAUUAAACAAAUGCAUAUGGAUGAAGAAAAAAAAGUU
Messenger RNA from Saccostrea cuccullata (small rock oyster), 1636 nucleotides. RefSeq lists its product as uncharacterized. NCBI's taxonomy places the organism in Eukaryota, Metazoa, Mollusca, Bivalvia, Ostreida, Ostreidae. The transcript has 2 exons. The coding region runs from base 184 to 1320 and encodes 378 amino acids. The record is from RefSeq and is a predicted model, not a curated record.